Daucus carota subsp. sativus is the source of this 2067-nucleotide messenger RNA. RefSeq lists its product as uncharacterized. NCBI's taxonomy places the organism in Eukaryota, Viridiplantae, Streptophyta, Magnoliopsida, Apiales, Apiaceae. The coding region runs from base 1 to 2067 and encodes 688 amino acids. The record is from RefSeq and is a predicted model, not a curated record. The transcript has 2 exons.
AUGCAUAUUCGAGACUUCAUUGAGAUCUGUGACACUUUCAAGUUUAAUGGUGUUACGGAAGAUGCCAUUAAAUUGAGGCUGUUCCCGUUUUCUCUGAGGGAUAAAGCUAAGGGAUGGUUGCAUUCUCUUCCUGCAGGAUCUAUUACGACAUGGGAGGAUCUGGCUCAGAAGUUUCUUACUAAGUUUUUCCCUAUGGCCAAAACAGCUGCAAUGAGGAAUGCUAUCACUCAAUUCUCUCAGUUAUCUGGUGAAACUCUUUGUGAAGCAUGGGAACGCUACAAGGAGAUGCUUCGAAAGUGCCCACAUCAUGGGAUGCCUGACUGGAUGGUUAUCAAUUGCUUCUAUAAUGGCUUGGGUCCUCAAACGAGACCAAUGUUAGAUGCAGCAUCAGGUGGAGCUUUGUGGGCUAAGAACUAUGAUGAGGCUUAUGAGUUGAUCGAGAUGAUGGCUGCGAAUGAAUAUCAGAAUCCUAGUCAGCGUCUUCAUCAGGGCAAAGCAGCAGGAAUUCUAGAUGUUGAUGCUACUACCGCUUUGACUGCUCAGCUUAAGGCUCUUACUAUGAAGGUGGAUUCUUUGGCAAAUUUGGGAAAUCAGCAGCCACCUUCAGUUUGCGAGCUUUGUGCUAGUGCACAUUCUUCUGAUCAGUGUGCUAUAUCUAGUGAAUCCGCGCAGUUUAUUGCUAACGCGUUGAUAAACAGACCACAAGGAACUCUUCCUAGUGAUACCGAGGCCAAUCCGGGUAGGAAAGAGGUGAAGGAACAGGUACAGGCUAUCACCUUGAGGUCUGGAAAGGUAACCAAGGAAAAAGAUUCAGCAACAGAGCGAAACAAGGAAGAGAGUGAUCAACAUGUUGAAACACCCAUGCCCUCAUCUGAGUCUAAUAGUGGAAAAACUGUUGUUGAAGCUGACAAGGAUGAAAUCAACGAGGAAGCAAGCAAGGAACCAACCGAAAAGUCUAGUCCAAAAGCUGAUAUUGGGGUCAAGCAAGUGUAUCCACCUCCCCCUUUUCCGAAGAGACUUCAGAAGCAUAAGCUUGACAAACAAUUCGCUAAAUUUCUAGAGGUUUUCAAGAAAUUGCAAAUCAAUAUACCUUUUGCGGAAGCUCUAAAACAGAUGCCGAGCUAUGCUAAGUUCAUGAAAGGUAUUCUAUCUCGGAAGCUGAAGCUUGAGGACUUGGAUACCGUUGCUCUAACGGAAGAGUGCAGUGCGGUGCUGCAACAGAAAUUGCCUCCAAAACUUAAAGAUCCCGGAAGUUUCACAAUACCAUGUACUAUUGGCAAGUUAUCUUUCGACAAGUGUUUGUGUGAUCUGGGAGCUAGUAUCAAUCUGAUGCCGUUGUCUGUCUUCAAGAAACUUGGGCUGCCGGAGCCGAAACCUACGAACAUGUCAUUACAACUAGCUGAUCGGUCCAUCACUUACCCACGAGGUAUAGUGGAGGAUGUCUUGGUUAAGGUGGAUAAGCUCAUAUUUCCUGCUGAUUUUGUCAUUCUAGACUUCGAGGAGGAUAAGCAGAUUCCCAUUAUCUUGGGGAGGCUGUUCUUAGCUACAGGCCAAACUUUGAUCGAUGUGCAAAAAGGAGAGCUUACAAUGAGAGUUCAAGAUCAGAGUGUCACUUUUAAGGUGUUCAACGCAAUGAAAUUUCCAACCGACGAAGAAGAAUGCUUUAAGGUGGAGCCACUAGAAGCUGUUGAAAAUUCUGAGACGGGGCAAAAGCUAAGGCCAAGUACCUUUGAGAGAGUCUUAACAGGGGAUUCUGAUUUCGAAGAUGAAGGAGUAGCAGAGCUUGAAAAUUCUCAAGAGCAUCGUAAUCCAUUUAUUGAAGAAGCUCCCGAACUCGAACUCAAACUACCUCCAGAUCUCUUAAGUGAUGUGCAGUUUAGAAGGUUGUCACGGCGCAUAGAUGACAUGCAUGACAUUCACCACUAUUUUGCAAAGGAUUUUACUAAGGCUCUUGGGAGUGCUUUUCGAGCUAUUGGUGUUGAGGUUGAUUGGCCAGUGUUUGGAGAUGGCAUGGUAUAUUCACCACCUGAUCCUCCACCCGAGGAGGGUGUUCCUCCGGACAUCUAG